Harpegnathos saltator (Jerdon's jumping ant) is the source of this 7538-nucleotide messenger RNA. It is a transcript of the gene pcx, whose product is annotated as pecanex. The transcript is spliced from 17 exons. Gene Ontology annotation, cellular component: membrane; endoplasmic reticulum. NCBI's taxonomy places the organism in Eukaryota, Metazoa, Arthropoda, Insecta, Hymenoptera, Formicidae. Gene Ontology annotation, biological process: endoplasmic reticulum organization. The record is from RefSeq and is a predicted model, not a curated record. The coding region runs from base 299 to 7252 and encodes 2317 amino acids.
ACAUGCUCCUUCCUGGUAUUCUUUAUUCAAUGGGUACUCUAAAUCCCGUAAGACCAACGGUCUUUAUUAGUGUCUCGUCGGUGCUCUGGCCGAAUCGUGUAAGCGUUAAGUCCAUCGAUUAACAGGGACGUGAAAUAAGAUGCACGGUGAGCUCGCAGUUCUCCGUACGCCUACUGGUUGCUGCCGAAGGCUUAGUUACGAUCUCGAGCGUGAGCAGCGAACAGCAUUUUAUCGUUGGCCGUCAAGGACGAGAAUGAUGGAAAGAAGAUGGUGAGGCAGCGCUUCCUCGGCUACUGGAAUGGGUUCGCAAACGCUGGAGAUCCUGAGGCAAGGUGUCUGGGCGAGCCUGACGGGCGGUUGGUUCUACGAUCCGCAUCUCGAUGCGUUCUCCAACACCUUCCACCUUUACGUCUGGCUGUUUCUACUUUGUCUGCCAUUCACGAUUUAUCUGUAUUUUCCUCCCACAUUAUAUGUUUGGCUGGUGUAUUGCUCGUCGUUUGUUGCUGUAUUUGGAACGAUAAAGUGUGUGAAUCACGCUUUACACUGUGUGUAUGAUACAACUGAGUGUUUGGAGGAACCAGGACAAACCAUCAGCCAACAAAAGUCUGAGAGUGAGAAAAAACGUGCAGUGCAUAAUAAAACCAGAGAACAGUCACAAGAUCAAACAAGCCAUGGCAUAGAGUUACAAGUUUUAAAUGGUAAAACAGACACACCACCUGUGGAAUGUUCAUCACGUAACUCAUUCAUAGAAACAAAUAUACAGAAUGCUGAUGCUGAUAGUAUAACAUCUGAAUACAAUCGAGAUAAGCCUAGCUCGACCAUAGAUUUAAAAGUAGAAAUACAUAGAAAGAACAGCUCAGAAAGCUCAGAGGAGGCACAACAGCUUAAUAAACCAAUAGUAACUAGCAUAAACGUGCACGAGGCUGAAUUGGUUUCUGCACAGUACCAUGAGCCACGUUUUAAGAAUAUUAUAAAUGAAUGGAGAUUGAAGCGGCAAAAAUGCGUAGUAAUCGCUGAAGAAGAUCGACCGGGACCUCGUAAAUUGUGUCGGCAUGCAUCCGAAGAUUCGAGAAAUCGACACUCUAAACAAAGUAGUCUAGGUAAAACGGGAUCUGAGAGCCAAAUAAAACAGACCAGUUCAUUGGAAUUGGAGCAUCCCGGCGACGACUAUCCCUACUGGAAGUCCAACCAAAGCGUCCGCAGACUCAAUUCCAAUUCCAUACCAAUGGAAACGCAUCUAAUAAAUGAUCAUCCACAAAGUUUGGAACUCAUAUCAAAAAAGGCAGACGCGGACAACAAUAAAAUUUCAUCUCAUCCGCAAUCGUUGGAGGUUAUUACCAAGAAACCGCAUCAACAACUUAUACAUCCACAAAGCCUCGAAACAAUUGGUGCUACUAGUAAAAAUAUAAACAAUACCGACGACAAUAACCUGCCUCUUCACCCGCAAAGUCUCGAAACGAUCAAUACCAAAAAGGUCUUACCGCAAAAUACAUUGAAGAGAAACCAACUACAGCUCUUACCAUAUCUUAGUUAUGGAUCUGAAAUAGUUCAUCCAAUAGCGGAACAGAGCGAUGAACAGUUUGCCAAUGAAAGUUCAGGAGGAUUUAGUCUGCGAGACUCGUACAGCCCGUUACUCACACGAAAAAAUAUGAGCGACGUGAACGCAACGUCUAAUCGAGACAGAAGUUUCAGCGCUGGUGGAUUCGAAGAUAAUUUCUCGAGCUUUAACGAUGACAAUGGAAUAGAUAAUAACUCGGCGAAUUCGCGAGAUGCAUUGCUCGAGGAGUCAAAGCCCACAGUCAAAAGAAGAUACAGUAACGCCAGCCAGAGUAGCCACGAAUUUUCGGACAGUGAGAAGAAGAAUAAGGAGAAGCGACCAAGCAAAUCCAAAAACACAGAAGAUCCAUUAUCUUUGGGCAGCAUGGUUGGAAUCGAUUGGUUGUUUGAGAGCAGCGAUUGUGCGGUGGAGCCUUGGACGAGUAAGAUAUUUUGGACUUUUGCACGCUCUGAUGAUACGGAUACAUCAGAAAGCCUACAGACGGCUAGUACGGAUUAUCUCCACACGAAGGAACCUGACUCAGGAUCAUCCAGCACAACGACCCUCAGCAUGGAGAACGAAGUGAAGCGAAAAUUAUUGCCACAGUUGGAGACGGACAAUGUCGCUAAUAAGCGUCAUCAAGGAGCGAUUCCCAAGCAGAGCCGUCCAAAAGCUGUAUUACCGGACACCGCAGACGACAGCAUCGCGAGUGCGGAGCAGCCGCAGCGGGAGAAUCUCAAGCGUUACUUAGAAGUGCGACGGGAGAAGGCUAAGCGACGAGACAGCAAGUUCGAGCAAACCAGCGGUUCGAACAACGAACUGAGUACAUUACUGCCAAGUCCGGCGCCUCCGUUGCUGGCCGCGUUGCUCAACUCCGAGCGGGACCUACCCGGCCAGUCGAGCAAUACGUGCGAACGACGGCUCACCCGCAGCUCGGACAAUCGCAACUUUCGGACGAGAUACGGCCGACUGAAACGGCCGUUUCGAGGUCAACGUGGCGGUCCGCGCGGCAUAGGUGCUCGCGACGACAACGUAGUGCCAUUGACCGCGCUAUUCGGUCUCAUCUCCACCGGGGAGUGCCACCUCGCUACUAAUCACAACGACACGUCCGAGGGCGCGGUGCAUUAUUUCCGCGACGAUAACGGUUGCUGGCUGGCUUACACAUUUGACGAAAAAGCUUCGGACAUCGCCGCGGCUACGCAGCUACCGAGCAAUCACAGCGAGAAGCUGCUCAACAUCCUGCUGCGUCAGCAACUCAACCAGAAUCUGCAUUACGACACCAACUGGGAACUAGCGGAUUCCCUCAGCAACAGCUACAGCAGCUUGUCGCUGAAUUCUGCCGGUCUCACGGUGAUAAUCGACACACCACCGGUAUUGUCGAGUCCGGCGAGCAAUCAGACCAAGACACAGAGUUCGCCACCGUCCAAUCUGAUCUCCUCGAAUACCGGUAGCUCGAAUCAGUGCACGCUGGAGAACUCGGAACGUGAGCAAUUUCAUCACACGCUGUCCAUCGCGCGGUCGGACUCGAUGGCCGACAGGAACCGCCGGCUGCAGAAUCUGUUGGGUAAUUUGAACCUUAACGCGUACCACCACCCGUCCUCGGAGACUAACGGCGGCCGCAUGCCCGUGCUGACGUUGCCCUCGCACCAAGAGCCCGACAUCAACACUAGUCUCUCGUGGAAUCGCUUCGUCGAGGGUCUGGAUGGCAUCGACACGCCGCCGAAGCGUAAGCAGACCAGGCACUAUUACAAGUGGAAGAUCGGUAGACUGCCGCACGUGAAGGUGCGCUUCGAUCGCCUGGCUCUGUUGGCGCUGCUCGAUCGCAACCUGACAGUCUUCGAGACUGUCGUGUCCACGCUCUUGGCGGCAGCGGUGGCCGGACUGAGCCUGCUGCUGCUCCAGCAGGGUUUCUACCGCGAUAUCUUCGCGUUCAUCUUCUGCUUCGUCACGGCCGGCUGUCAAUAUUCGCUGCUCAAGUCGGUGCAACCCGACGCCGCCUCGCCGACGCAUGGCUUUAAUCGCAUUAUCGUGUUCUCCAGACCGGUGUACUAUAUCUUAUGCUCGGGUCUGAUUCUAAUACUCAACGAGACAUUGAGGAAUUUGGAGAAGUUCUCCGAUUUCAGAGUGUACGGACUACGCGUCGCCGAUUACGAUCUUAUAAUGCAGGCGCGUAACGUACUGCUGAUAUUCCUGCUGUGCUUCCCGAUUGUGUUCUCCUUAGGGCUGUUCCCGCAGAUCAACACGUUCCUUAUGUACGUGUGCGAGCAUCUGGACAUACAUCUGUUCGGCGGCAACGCGACGACCAGUCUGGUGUCGUCGUUGUAUUGCCUCUGUCGUAGCGUGUUGACCGUUUUUAUCCUCUACGGAUUCGCGUACGGCGCCGUGAACGAGCCCAAGUCCUCGCAGCAUAUUCUAUUUUCCAUAUUUGUCGGUUUACUUGUGGCUGUGUCCUACCACCUGAGUCGCUCGUCUUCCGAUCCUACCGUGAUAUGGGACAUCUUGAAGGCCAACUUGUGGCCGCCUGUGGACAACUACGUGGAGGAGAAGGAGGCGAAGAUCAUUGAGAACACGUCAUCGUCGUCGCCGCAGCGCUACAAUAUCGUCGCGAGUUACAAGGAGGCGAAGAUCAAGGCGUCCGGUAGGAACAGGGACGUGAAGAUCGAGGUGGGCAAGCAGAUGUCGGACACCGAACUGGUGGACCCGUUACCCGAGAAGCUGCGGUCAACGGUGAACGCCAGGCUGAAGAACGAUCUGAUUGUAUGCGCCGUAAUUGGCAUUCUGACCUUCGGUGUCCACUGCUCGACAGUGUUCACCGCCCUACAGCCGGAGCUCAACCCAAUAUUGUGGGGCAUCGCAGGCUGCUUAGGCUUCCUUUUGCACUACAUCAUGCCGCAGCUACGCAAACAACUGCCGUGGCUGUGCCUGUCGAGACCCGUUCUACGUAGCCAUGAACAUGCUCAGUUCGAGGUGCGCGAACCGGUAAAGAUUAUGUGGUUCGAGAAGGCCUACGUGUGCCUGUGCUUUCUCGAGCGUAACGUACUGUACCCGGUGGUCUUUCUGGGCGCACUCACUGAAUGCACGCCGCAGAUCGUCGAGAAGUUCGGCGAAAGCGUCGGCGCCCUCAUCGUCGUCAUGUGCGGCCUCAAGUCACUCAGAUCCGCGUACUCAGACCCGUCCACUCGUUAUCUCGUCUUGGUCUUCGCGGUGCUUUUUUUCCAACGGGACAUCCGCGGUCUGAGCGAAACCUUCCUAAUGGAUUAUUUCGUCACUGGGAUCGCAUUCGCCAAGAUCCACGAGCUGCUGCUGAAGAUCCGCUUCGUCGUCACGUAUAUAGCACCUUGGCAAAUUACAUGGGGCAGCGCCUUCCACGCGUUUGCACAGCCCUUCUCUGUGCCGCAUUCUGCGAUGCUCUUCCUGCAGGCCGGUAUCUCAGCGAUGCUGAGCACACCAUUGAACCCGUUGCUGGGCAGUGCAAUCUUUAUCUCGUCUUAUGUACGACCGGUCAAGUUCUGGGAAAGAGACUACAAGACCAGGCGGGUGGAUCAUUCGAACACACGUAUGUCCUCACAUUUGGAUCGUAAUCUCGGCGCCGAUGACAACAAUCUCAACUCGAUAUUCUACGAGCAACUAACCAGGUCCCUCCAGCACAGCCUCUACGGUGACCUCGCGCUCGGCCGGUGGGGAAACGUCGAGCAAGGCGAUUGCUUCUUGCUCGCGUCCGAUUAUCUGAACUGUUUGGUUCACAUUAUUCAGUUGGGCAAUGGCCUGGUGACGUUUCAACUGAGAGGUCUCGAAUUUCGAGGAACGUAUUGUCAACAGAGAGAAGUGGAAGCGAUUUCUGAAGGUAUCGAGGAUAACGACAACUGUUGCUGCUGCGAAAUGGGGCAUUUGUCGAAUGUACUUAGCGUAAACGCAGCCUUCAGUCAACGUUGGCUCGCUUGGGAAGUAGCGAGCGCCAAGUACGUGCUUGAGGGUUACUCUAUCUCCGACAACUCGGCAGGUUCAAUGCUGCAGGUGUUCGAAUUUCGUAAGGUGUUAGUUACUUAUUACGUCAAGAGUAUCGUUUUCUACACCGUGAGGUCUCCUAAAUUGAAACACUGGUUGGAGAAUCAAGACAUUGCUGAUUCACUGAAGCUGACGCUCGAGAAAAACUUCAUCGAUCUCGAUCCCGUUUUUAAUAUGAACAUUGACGAGGAUUUCGAUUUCCGCGCGAGUGGCAUUACGCGUAGCAGUUUCUGCAAUGUUUACCUCGACUGGAUACAAUAUUGCGCUGGUAAACACGAUAAGUCACUGGACAGAACACGUGAUUCAUAUCUCGUAUCUCUGUGUCUGUCUUUAAGCCUAUUGGGAAGACGUGCAUUGGGUGUUGCGUCUCACAACACCGUAUCGAGUGUCGAAUUUUUUCUUUAUGGGUUACAUGCAUUGUUUAAAGGAGAUUUCCGCAUAACAUCAGACCGCGAUGAAUGGGUGUUGCACGAUGUCGACCUAUUGCGCAGCGUAGUUGCAAAGGGUGUGAGAAUGGCGUUGAAACUGCAUCAGGACCAUUUUAUGAGCCCGGAACAAUACGUGGAAUCAUCGGCGCUUUUCGAGGCAAUCGACAGUCACGAUAAGAAUCUCGUCAUUAGUCACGAAGCGGAUCCACUUUGGAGAAAUGCUGUGUUGAGCGGUGCACCUAGUUUAUUGGCGCUCAGACACGUACUAGACGACGGUAUAGAUGAGUACAAGGUGAUAAUGCUUAACAAACGUUAUCUAAGCUUUCGAGUGAUUAAAAUGAAUCGCGAAUGCGUACGCGGACUGUGGGCCGGCCAGCAGCAAGAACUGGUGUAUUUGAGAAACAGAAAUCCGGAGCGCGGUUCAAUACAGAACGCUAAACAAGCGUUAAGAAACAUAAUCAACAGUUCGUGCGACCAGCCAAUCGGAUAUCCGAUUUACGUGUCCCCAUUGACAACCAGCUACGCCGAGACCAACGAACAAUUGUGCUCAAUAGUCGGAGGACCUUUGAGCUUCGGCACCAUAAAAAGUACCGCAUUAAAAUUGUGGCGAAGAAUAAGGAGGAGAUGCGGUCAAGGCUGCUCCUCGGGUGGUACCGGCUCACAAGAUGACGGAGGCUUCGGAAAUGACGGAAUAUAUGCGAUGACAACUUACAACAUACACACCGGCUACGCUCAGUCAGGUCACAACACCUCCGGUUCACAAUCGAUGGAAUCCGGCUGUCAAAUCGGAGGUUCGACCGGUCGCGGUUCUCUCGGUCGUGCAAACACGGGCUCUCUCGGUGGUAAUAGAGGCUCACUCGCUUCCGUUGGGAAGCCAACCAGUUCUACGCUCGCUAGUUUGGCCGGACUACUCAGUAACAGUGACAUUAAAACGGAAACAAAGAGCGAGACGAGUUUCUCCAAUAAAUUGGAGAAAGAGGAGGUUUUUCAGAGGGUCUGUAUCAUGGAUCCCAAUCAGGUGUACGACGCGAUCAACCUAGGUCGGCGUAUAGACGUAAUCUGGCCAGAUGAAAGGAUGAGACAGCAAGGUGGCCGUUCUGGCUGGCAGCACUGGGUGCCGGAAAGAGGUAUGGAAGGCUGUGUGGUCCAUCGUUGGUCGCCGAAUCAUCGCGAUCCCAAUCGACGAUCGCACGUUGACAAAGUUAUUCUACUUGUGAAGAUAGAUGACAAAUACGUGCCGAUAGCCGAGCAAGGCGUGCGGGACCUGGGUGCGGAGGUCUAGCAAAAUAUUAUCAAGACUAGUGCCACGAUAACAUACGCUAGUGGCUUUCGUACAAUUGUUUUACGAAGCACGAGCUCGCGAUAAUACUCGACGCGUCAACGGAAAUGAAAAAGGAGAAAGAGGCAUUUCGGUCUCACAAAAAAAAAAAUGCAGAACAUUUAACAAAAUUCUUUACUUUUAACGUAAACCGUAAUCUAUUAUAUUGACAAUGUUAAACUACUAGUUUCUUACUUCCACACAAAAUCGAUACUCGCCAUUAGGACAUAAAUGGAAGGGCGGCUCGGAU